GUUUCAGGACCUUUUUUCAUACAUCAAACGGAGCUUUGGGGUAGUGUCCUUGUUCCUAGUAGCGAUGCCAGGAGCCCUUGGGAGCUUUGGGGUUUGAUGUUUUCAAUCAUUUGGGCAACUCGCUGUGCUGGUCUUCGGUUGUAUUGAUCUCCAGGGCUCUUGGUGGUCCAUGAAUCUUCCGAAGGAGUCGAAAGAACAACGGCCCAACUGAGUCUGUGUCUGCCGAAGAGAACGGCUUUUGUCCGUUCGUUUUUCGGUGCUGCUGUGCCUCCAAAAGGGUUACAAGGUGGAAGACAUGGAGUUCUUGUCCUUUGUAGCGAGCAUGCCGCAGCCCUCAAAAAGUCUUGGUCAGUGGUUUAGGCGAUGUUCAGGGAUCAGAUUGAAAUCCUUCUCUCCAACGAUGACUCUGGGUGCCUUUGUAUGUGUGUGUCAGUGUGUGUGUGUGCAAUUUCUUGUUGCGCUCUUCCACACUGAUGAAAGUGGUCAACAUCUUGGGGCUGUUGUGUGUGUGUGUUGCAGUGGGGUAGUGACAAACUUCAACAUUAAGGCAUUAGAAGUUACGAACACAGAGUGAUUGGUUAUUACACAGGUUGCACCAGAAGCACCCAGUCUUGUACGAAAUGACAUGAGCGGUGACCAGCUCGACGGCCAGGCCGGCCUUUGUUGCGCCUGGAAGGUGGUUGGCUGGCUUCGCCGCAAGCAGCACCAGGAGCUCUUCAGGGAAAGCGAGUUGAACCAGGUGGCGAGCCUUCCACAGGACCAUAACUUGCCGCCGGAGAUCUUCACAUGGGACAACGAGGGCCCCUUGCCACCUGAGGUCUUUGUACAUCACCCACGAAGUCCCACACAGGACGCGCCAGAUCUCAAGGGCGAGACCUUCGAGGUGGAUCCUGAUGAAGAUGAGAUUGAUGAGGUGAUGGAGGUCUCCCUGGGCAACCUGGGUCACUUCAACCCGGAUGAGAUGGAAGCGACGGAGCUGGAGAAGCCGGAGGACAACCUUUCAGGUUCGACGCCAGAUCAACCAGUGGGAAUGCAAGAGACCAGCAGUAAUUCUUCCUCGACAAUGCCACAGGAGCCCAGGGCGCUGCAUGCCCUGGUCACGGCAACGGAGGAGACGGUGAGUGAAGAAGUGGAGGAACUCGAAGAGAUCAACCUCGACCUGCACGUGGCGCGGUUUUGAGGUUGCCGCGUGAGAAGCAAGCAAAUGGCGGGAACCCGCUGCGGUUUCUCCGCGGCAGGGUGAUGACUUGGCAGGUGGCGCGGUCCAAUGAACUUCGCGCAUCAAUCUGUCAUGUCGUCUGUAGUAUGGCAUACCGCCACGGUGUGCCUUGAUGUCUGGGGUGUUCCGACUUUGGGUUCAUGACCA
Messenger RNA from Durusdinium trenchii, 1366 nucleotides. NCBI's taxonomy places the organism in Eukaryota, Dinophyceae, Suessiales, Symbiodiniaceae. The record is from the annotation of a GenBank genome assembly.